Messenger RNA from Hibiscus syriacus, 1377 nucleotides. RefSeq names its product protein TIFY 6B-like. The record is from RefSeq and is a predicted model, not a curated record. The coding region runs from base 121 to 1164 and encodes 347 amino acids. Gene Ontology annotation, cellular component: nucleus. Gene Ontology annotation, biological process: regulation of defense response; response to wounding; regulation of jasmonic acid mediated signaling pathway. The transcript is spliced from 7 exons. Lineage: Eukaryota; Viridiplantae; Streptophyta; Magnoliopsida; Malvales; Malvaceae.
CACUUAGGCCUUUGGGUUUUUCUUUUGCAUGGGAAUUGAAACAUUUUUGUUCAUGUAUGUUUCUGGUUGAAUUUUUAGGUGGGUUUUGCUUGAAUUUUGAAUUAAGAGAGUCAAAGAACAAUGGAGAGAGAUUUCCUGGGUUUGAAUUCAGAAGAACCGUGGGUUAUGGUUAAGGAAGAGCUUAACACUGAUGGGUACAAACAAAUAGGUUUUACUAAAAGCUCAGGGAUACAAUGGCCCUUUUCAAACAAGGUUUCUGCUGUUCCACAGCUGAUGAACUUUAAUUUUGCUAAAGGGGAUAAAGCUAAAAAGGUUGGAUAUGAUCCAAAAGCAUCCCCUAUGUUCAUGCCCACCUCAACAAUGGAUGCUACUGAACUUCAGAAAUCAUUGUACCAUGGUAGGAUAGGAGGGAAUUAUGUUUCAUCGACACCUUCUUAUGUUCAACAUGAUGGUAAGAUGUUUUUGGCCUCAAACCAUGGACCGUUUAUGGAGAAUCAUUAUGCUACGACGGGUCAAAAUUUUCCUGUCAAUAGCAUGAGACCACAAUUACUCGGAGGGAUUCUGGUCACGAGUCCACGUACGAUUCUUCCCACACUUGGUUCUGUUGGUGGAAGUGUUGAACCAUGGAAAAGCGUCAAGACCUCUGGAUCACCAGCUCAACUGACGAUCUUUUAUGGGGGUGAAGUGAAUGUCUUUGAUGAUAUUACACCUGAGAAGGCUCAGGCUAUAAUGUUCUUGGCUGGAUCUAGUUCGGCUUAUCCAAAACCCCAAGCCCAGACACCUAUUUUGAAGCCAGUUCAAGUUGAAAGUGUUCCUGCAAACCAGAUCAUAAAUACACAAUUAAAAUCUGGUGCAUCGAACCCUCACGCUGUUGCUGCUCAGUCCGGGAGUGGCUCCACUAGUACCGAAGAUCAGAUUAUAUGCAAAACCUCGGGAACCCGAACUCCAUCUACCCCUAUUAGCAAAUUUGAGCCUCCGAAAUUGCUGAAUAGCAUGGGAUCAGUUGCUGCUACUGGCAUGAUGCCUUCUAUUCCACAGGCUCGCAAAGCUUCCUUGGCUCGGUUUUUGGAGAAGCGCAAGGAAAGGGUAAUGAAUGCAGCAUCACCAUACAAUUUUAUCAAGAAGUCUAUAGAUUAUGCAACUACCUUGGAAUCAAGCGCAUGAACGAUGCCACAAUCCUCUUCACUCCAAGGUUUAUGAUUUGGCAUUAGAAGGAAAUGAAUGGCAUGAACUUUGACUAUGCUUAAUUGCCAUCAACUGCAGUUUAUUCAGUAAUUGGUGUAAGUUUAUAUUAUUAAUAUGGAUGCUUUAUCUACUUUGUAACCCCGUUCAAUUGUUGUUACAUGGUAGAAAUAAUGCAUUAGUAAGAAUAUGGAU